This is a messenger RNA of Racocetra fulgida, 369 nucleotides long. The record is from the annotation of a GenBank genome assembly. Lineage: Eukaryota; Fungi; Glomeromycota; Glomeromycetes; Diversisporales; Gigasporaceae.
AUGGAACAAACCUAUUCUAACACUAGUGCUGGUGAUAAGAUUGGGUUAUAUGAAUUCUUGGAGGCUUUGGGAUUAUUAGAUAAUAAAUUUGGGUUAGACACCAAUACUGAUGAUAACGAUGAAUUCUGGCUGUCCGAUGAUGAUAACAAUGGAUUCUGGCUAUUCGAUGAUACUUUGAAAAAACUUUAUCAAGACCGGGAAGCUUGUCAACGUUUAAUCCUUCUUAGACUAUUUACCAUGCGCCUUCCUAAUUUAUCUGAGCAAGCAAAAAAUGGAUUAUUUCUCGCGUUUUCUAGAUCUAAUUCAUUUGGAGUAUUAGAACACAAUGCAUUAUUGGGUGUUUUAGCUCAUCCUGUGAAAGUUAGUUGA